Messenger RNA from Ochlerotatus camptorhynchus, 1395 nucleotides. Its product is annotated as tubulin beta chain-like. NCBI's taxonomy places the organism in Eukaryota, Metazoa, Arthropoda, Insecta, Diptera, Culicidae. Gene Ontology annotation, biological process: microtubule cytoskeleton organization; mitotic cell cycle. The coding region runs from base 34 to 1371 and encodes 445 amino acids. The record is from RefSeq and is a predicted model, not a curated record. The transcript is spliced from 2 exons. Gene Ontology annotation, molecular function: GTPase activity; structural constituent of cytoskeleton; GTP binding. Gene Ontology annotation, cellular component: cytoplasm; microtubule.
UCGAAACUUUUCCGCCAGUAGAACAGAAGCAGAAUGCGUGAAAUCGUGCAUAUCCAGGCCGGGCAGUGUGGCAACCAGAUCGGGGCCAAGUUCUGGGAGGUAAUUUCCGACGAGCACGGAAUCGAUGCGACCGGUGCGUACUGCGGGGACAGCGAUCUGCAGCUGGAGCGAAUCAACGUGUACUACAACGAGGCCACCGGAGGAAAGUACGUCCCUCGUGCGGUUCUGGUCGAUCUAGAGCCGGGAACAAUGGAUUCCGUUCGAGCCGGCCCAUUUGGUCAACUGUUUCGGCCGGAUAACUUUAUUUUUGGGCAAUCCGGUGCCGGUAACAACUGGGCCAAAGGACACUACACCGAGGGUGCCGAACUGGUCGAUUCCGUGCUGGAUAUAGUCCGUAAGGAAUGCGAGGGCUGCGAUUGUCUGCAGGGAUUUCAGCUCACACAUUCGCUAGGCGGCGGAACUGGCUCAGGCAUGGGCACGCUGCUGAUCUCGAAAAUUCGCGAAGAAUAUCCCGACCGUAUCAUGAACACGUUCUCUGUCGUUCCUUCGCCCAAAGUGUCCGACACCGUCGUAGAGCCAUACAACGCUACGUUAAGUGUCCAUCAGCUAGUUGAAAACACCGAUGAAUCGUUCUGCAUUGACAACGAAGCCCUGUACGAUAUUUGCUUCCGAACGUUGAAGCUAACCACUCCUACAUACGGUGAUUUGAAUCAUCUGGUCUCGGCGACGAUGUCUGGUGUUACUACGUGUUUGCGCUUUCCGGGUCAGUUGAAUGCAGAUCUCCGCAAAUUAGCAGUCAAUAUGGUUCCAUUCCCACGGCUACACUUCUUCAUGACUGGGUUUGCCCCGCUGACGUCUAGAGGAUCGCAACAGUAUCGUGCGUUGUCCGUCCCGGAACUGACACAGCAGAUGUUCGACGCUAAAAAUAUGAUGGCUGCCUGCGAUCCUCGACAUGGUCGAUAUCUAACGGUCGCGGCCAUCUUCCGAGGACGAAUGUCCAUGAAGGAGGUCGACGAACAGAUGUUGAACGUGCAGAACAAAAACAGCAGCUACUUCGUGGAAUGGAUUCCCAGUAACGUGAAGACGGCCGUGUGCGAUAUACCGCCACGUGGCUUGAAGAUGUCGUCAACCUUCAUCGGUAACUCGACAGCUAUUCAGGAAAUUUUCAAACGGAUCGCCGAACAAUUCACGGCCAUGUUCCGGAGGAAGGCCUUCCUGCACUGGUACACCGGUGAGGGCAUGGACGAGAUGGAGUUCACCGAAGCCGAGAGCAACAUGAACGACCUGGUGUCGGAGUAUCAGCAGUACCAGGAAGCCACGGCCGACGAGGAAGGAGAGUUUGACGAAGAAGAGGAAGGUGCCGAUGAAUAAUAACAUACAGAUACGGUUGAAAUU